AUGAGACACAGGUUAUUGUUUGAUAUUGAGGCAUUGGAUUCAGCGGGCGGAGAACGGCCUCUGUUCAUCCAAACAGAUAAAGGUUACUGGAACUUAGUAUACGGUGGCCACAAAUACACAUUGCUCCAGCGGGAAGGACCGAUAAAGAGAUGGCGCUGUACCAAAAGAGCAUACAGAGGCUGUCGAGUGACCUUGCAGACGAAGGACAAUGAUAUUGUAGCCGUGUACAACGAUCAUAACCAUCCACCACAUAAGUCUUUUGUUAAAGAGAGUAUUUUAGAGCAGGGUAUACUAAAGACUGAAGAUCUCAGUAAAGCCGAUAUAAGUAGUGAGUUCGACGUCGAGUCAGAUGACGGCGUUGAUGAUCCAAUCUUUAGGCAUAGAUUACGGUCAACAGAUUCAACUUUAUCUGCCAGCUACAGCAGCUCAUCAACUCCAGUCUUACGAACAUGCUCACAGCCUUCUCACAGUGAAAACAUUUCACCCAAAUUACAAUCCUCUAACAGCAGCAAAAACACUUGCAAAUUCUCACUUUGA
This is a messenger RNA of Arctia plantaginis, 537 nucleotides long. The record is from the annotation of a GenBank genome assembly. Lineage: Eukaryota; Metazoa; Arthropoda; Insecta; Lepidoptera; Erebidae.